AUGUCGGCAAUGAUGGUGGAUAAGCCAGAGGAAAUGAUUUUCUAUAACCGCGAUUUUAUGAAGAAGUAUCACGAUGCUCCGAACAAUAAGAAAAACACUAUUCCAGGUCAUGGAUAUUUUGCUAAACUAGCUUCAUUUGAAGAGGAGCACUGCGAGAAAGGGGAACUGUACAUGGAGUACAGAAAAAUGUCUUGUCAAGAGAAAAACGACGAGCUAUGCGAAUACUGUCGAGCAACUGAUUUUCUAAGUCCUACUUCCGCUACACCUACUCCACGACCCUAUCCCGAUCACAACAAACUUCCUGACUUUCACUGCCUACCAGGUACGAAAACACCAACGACUGGCCGCAAACCUGAUGAUUAUCAGCCUAGAGCUCAAAUAAAACAGAUGUUUCAAGAGGGUACGCUCAAAGCCGGGGAUAAAAAUGCGAUCAAAGAUUUUUCUGAAAAAUAUAUUGUUUCAGAAAAGCUAGUUGCAGACUAUAUUGAUCAUCUGACUGACAUUGAACUAAGAAAAGAUAAGCGGAGAACAGAGAAUGACAGAAAGCGUACAGCAAGAAAGCAACAGGAAUACAAUGACAUUGACUGGCAAGAUCUUUAUCACAAAAACCAAUUGUCAACCCUAAGAGUAGGUGAACUUGAACUGUAUAUUAAUCAUCACAAUAUUUUAUUUAAAGGGAAGAAAGAUGAGAAAGUGAGGGUUGUGAAGGCUCAUAUUGGCAGUAAGAUUUUGACUUCAAUUGUGCAGGAAAAACAGACAAACAUUCCGCUAGCCUCUGACUCAAAUCCAGAGCCUGACAGUGACAGUGACAGCGACAGGGUAGAGGGCGUUGUUGGAUCUUCUAGUAACUCUUCAGAGCUUAAUGACUCGGGAGAUCAGGCAGCGGAUAGACAACAGCUGGAACAAGAAACCAUACCCGAGUCAAGUACGUCACGAUACGGACGGAAAAGGACACGAGUACUCCGAGAAAAUUAUGUGCCAUGGAAUAAUAUACAUGUAGACACCCAGUAACCUUGUAAAAUUAGUACCUGCACCGA
Pocillopora verrucosa is the source of this 1037-nucleotide messenger RNA. The record is from RefSeq and is a predicted model, not a curated record. Lineage: Eukaryota; Metazoa; Cnidaria; Anthozoa; Scleractinia; Pocilloporidae.